This is a messenger RNA of Liolophura sinensis, 1553 nucleotides long. Its product is annotated as neurogenic differentiation factor 6-A-like. The record is from RefSeq and is a predicted model, not a curated record. Gene Ontology annotation, biological process: positive regulation of transcription by RNA polymerase II; sensory organ development; axon development. Gene Ontology annotation, molecular function: DNA-binding transcription factor activity, RNA polymerase II-specific; E-box binding; protein dimerization activity. The coding region runs from base 133 to 1365 and encodes 410 amino acids. Gene Ontology annotation, cellular component: nucleus. The transcript has 2 exons. Lineage: Eukaryota; Metazoa; Mollusca; Polyplacophora; Chitonida; Chitonidae.
GUGAAGAGACACAGUGGCAAUCAACAACAACAACGUUCUGGAGAAUUGCUGAUAAGUUGGGUUUUACGAGCAUCUGUCGGAGAGCCCAGAUUCAACAUUUGUCAAGAAAAGUCUGAGCAUUCGAACUGAACAAUGCCAAUAAAGAUGCCCGAGGAUUUCCUUAUUGAGGAUCAGUUAGAGGACUGUCUGACCGAUGAGGAUUUGGAAGAGGACGUCAUUUCGGACACGGACACUCUAUUGGACAUGGAUAUGGACAAGCCAAAGAAGGCAUCUAAACCAAAAAACAAGAAGGACGGCAGUGGGAAGCGAGGAAAGAACAAAAACCCGGACGAAGUAAAGAUACCGAAAAAAAGGGGACCGAAAAAGAAACGAAUGACAAAAGCUCGGAUUGUGAAGUUAAAGCAGCGGCGUGUGAAGGCCAAUGCUAGGGAGCGAAACCGGAUGCAUGGAUUGAACGACGCUUUGGAUGAACUGAGGACGCACGUUCCCUGUUAUUCCAAGACACAAAAGCUCUCCAAAAUCGAAACGCUACGCUUGGCGAGGAAUUACAUUUGUGCCCUGGCUGACAUUUUGAAGAACGGCGUUAGACCAGACAGUGUGUCGUUCGCCAAGGCUCUGUCCAAAGGCUUGUCUCAAAACACAAUGAACUUGGUCGCUGGUUGCCUUCAGCUGAACCCCAGAACUCUUUUACCGGACACGCCGAUUCCCAAGCCGUACCAGCUGAUGUACGGUGGUCCCGCAGACUACAACAACCCAUUCCAGACCAUCAACUACAACAACGCCUACGCCAUCAACAAUAUAAACGUGGUCGAUUGUGGGCAGCAGGUUCCCCUCUCCCAUAUGCCGCCACUAUCUCACCCCCACCAGAUUCAGCCAGAUCCAGAGUUUUCCUCUUAUUUGCCCUGCCCAGCAGCCCAGCCUAAUUUCCAGCCGACCACUUCCCCACAACACAAUUCCGCAUCACCCCAACGUCUUAACCACUACCCAGAGUCCCCACAGAGGAUGCAACAACAACAACACCAUCAGCACCAGCAGAGUCCUUCACCGUUCUGUAACCAAGGAAUCACCCGCCGCAACACUAGUCCCAUGCAUGCGGAUAACCGCGAGGCGUCUCUUCCCACGGGAACAAUGACGUCAUCAACUUUUGUGCGUUACGCUCAGCAAGAAACGGACUGUUUUACCUCAAACUUCAAUGGCGGCGGUGUCAUGUCGCAUAACCAGGUAUAUGGUGAAAGCGUUGUGGACAGUAUCCCCGAACAGAAUCCUUACAUUUUGUUGGAAGAUUUAGCGGACAUUCAAAACCAACCUGUUGUGGAGCACGAGGCUCUGGGCAUGUUAAAUUCGGUACCGCAUCUUUAUCAUUGAUAUGCAAUUAAUACAUGGGCUUUGCAACUGUUCUAAUACUAUCAAUGGAAUUUGUGCAACAUCCCGAUAUCAAGGAGUAUAGGAAAUACCUAUAGCAUUCAUAAGCAGGCAUAGACAGUAAACAGAUACACAACAAGUAUGAACACAUAAACAUUAAAUGACACUUAUUACAUGCGUAAUCAAAGGCC